UUGACUUGACACUAGGGAGUGGAUGAGCUGACAACGCAGAAGACGAGAGGAGGAAUAAUGGCAUCAGCUCUUCUUCCAUCCUCUCCCUCCCUCUGCAAAUCCAAUCACCCUUUCCCUGCAAAUCUCCCAAUCUUCAGAUACCGAGCCAGAAGCGCACUGAACCCGAAAAACAGUAUAGUACGAGAGAAAGUCCCACUUAUUUCUUGUUCUUCCUUGGUACAUAAUUCGGAGAAUGGCAUUGGAAGACGCGAUUUAAUUCUUUUUAGUCUUGCUUCUCCAUUAAUUUUUAUAUUACCAUCUUCAGCUUUAGUCGCUUUGGCCGAGCCAGAAGGAGAUGUUAAAAUGUCGUCGGUUGUUGAUGAGAUAAACGCUUAUUCUUUUCUGUACCCUGUGGAGUUGCCAUCAAAGAAGUAUAUAUUCAAAUGGGUUGAAUCCAGAAAACCAGAGCGUUAUUCAUCAGCUGCCCCACUAUCUCCUGAUGCACGACAGAGGAUUGUGUCUGAGCGUGUUGACAUAAUUGAUAACCUUAUUAUUUCUGUCUCGAUAGGCCCUCCCAAUUCACAGUUAAAAUCAAAGGAUAAGAGUUCUUGGAAUGCAAAAGAUGUCGCUGAUUCUGUUCUAUCUGACAAAUCUGCAUUGCGUAUCACCUCGGCACAAAGGAUGGCAGAGAGUUCUGUUCUUGAUGCGCAUUCUAGCAAAAUAGAUGGAGAGCCUUACUGGUACUAUGAAUAUCUUGUUCGCAAAUCCCCUACAAACUCUAUUCAAGAAUCAAGUGUUUACCGGCACUAUGUAGCUUCAACUGCUGAGCGAGAUGGUUAUUUGUACUCAGUGAACGCUUCUACUCUUGGCAAGCAAUGGAACUCUAUGGGGCCUCUCUUAGAGAAAGCAGUGGCAUCUUUUCGCCUUCUCCCUCCCACAGACAACUAUGUCCCUCCAUAUAAGGAUCCCUGGAGAUUUUGGUGAUGAAAAUUUUGUAUUGUUAAAUUUCAUUGUCUAUAAGAUGAGGUUGGAGUUUUGUAUCUUUGUCAUUUCCCUUGUAAGAAAUUCUUUGCUGCGACUGAUAUCCUAAAUUUCAUGCACUCUGGUGGGUCUAAGAGCCUUCACUUUGAAUAGGCCUUGGGUGCGUGCAGAUAUUGUAUCAAAGUGCCCUUAUUGUUAAUUAUUUAUAUGCAAGGAUGACCAGUUCUGAUACGAA
Macadamia integrifolia is the source of this 1195-nucleotide messenger RNA. Its product is annotated as psbP domain-containing protein 5, chloroplastic. The transcript is spliced from 11 exons. The record is from RefSeq and is a predicted model, not a curated record. NCBI's taxonomy places the organism in Eukaryota, Viridiplantae, Streptophyta, Magnoliopsida, Proteales, Proteaceae. Bases 58 to 963 code for a protein of 301 amino acids.